Messenger RNA from Peniophora sp. CBMAI 1063, 327 nucleotides. The record is from the annotation of a GenBank genome assembly. NCBI's taxonomy places the organism in Eukaryota, Fungi, Basidiomycota, Agaricomycetes, Russulales, Peniophoraceae.
AUGCCGGAGUUGAAGGAGAGUGAUCUAGAGGAGAAGUUCGUGCGCGGUAGCGGCCCUGGUGGACAGUCCAUUAACAAGACCCAGAACAACGUCCAGCUCCUGCACGUUCCGACCGGAAUACGCGUAACGUGCCAGGAAACACGCUCUUUAGAACAGAACCGCAAGAUUGCUCGCAAGAUACUACUAGACAAGCUUGAUGCCAUGGCGAACCCAGGGCUAUCCAAGAGCGAGAUGAAGCGCGCGAAGCAACAAGAACGCGAGCGUCGGCGGAGAAAGAAAGCGAAGAAGAAGGCACGAUUGGCUGCGGGCAGUGAGGAUGAAGAUUAG